GUUGCUGCUCCCCCCGCCGCCCGCAGCCAUGGAAACGAAGGACGGCGCCCGCAGAGGUACACAAAGCCCGGAGCGGAAAAGGCGAAGCCCAGUGCCGCGGGCGCCCAGCACGAAGCUGAGGCCGGCGGCUGCGGCCCAGGCCAUGGAUCCGGUGGCGGCCGAGGCCCCGGGCGAGGCCUACCUAGCGCGGCGGCGGCCGGAGGGCGAUGGCGGGUCCGCGCGGCCGCGCUACAGCCUGCUGGCGGAGAUCGGGCGCGGCAGCUACGGCGUGGUCUACGAGGCAGUGGCCGGGCGCAGCGGGGCCCGGGUGGCGGUCAAGAAGAUCCGCUGCGACGCCCCCGAGAACGUGGAGCUGGCGCUGGCGGAAUUCUGGGCCCUGACCAGCCUCAAGCGGCGCCAUCAGAACAUCGUGCAGUUUGAGGAGUGCGUCCUGCAGCGCAACGGGCUCGCCCAGCGCAUGAGUCACGGUAACAAGAGCUCCCAGCUGUACCUGCGCCUGGUGGAGACCUCGCUCAAAGGGGAGAGGAUCCUGGGUUAUGCUGAAGAGCCCUGCUAUCUCUGGUUUGUCAUGGAGUUCUGUGAAGGUGGAGACCUGAAUCAGUACGUCCUGUCCCGGAGGCCUGACCCUGCCACCAACAAAAGCUUCAUGCUACAGCUCACAAGCGCCAUUGCCUUCCUGCACAAAAACCACAUCGUACACAGGGACCUAAAGCCAGACAACAUCCUCAUCACAGAGCGGUCUGGCACCCCCAUCCUCAAGGUGGCAGACUUUGGACUAAGCAAGGUCUGUGCCGGGCUGGCACCCCGAGGCAAAGAGGGCAAUCAAGACAACAAAAAUGUGAAUGUGAAUAAAUACUGGCUGUCCUCAGCCUGCGGCUCAGACUUCUACAUGGCUCCUGAAGUGUGGGAGGGACACUACACAGCCAAGGCAGACAUCUUUGCCCUGGGCAUUAUCAUCUGGGCAAUGAUAGAAAGAAUCACUUUUAUUGACUCUGAGACCAAGAAGGAACUCCUGGGGACCUAUAUUAAACAGGGGACUGAGAUCGUCCCUGUUGGUGAGGCGCUGCUAGAAAACCCAAAGAUGGAGUUGCACAUCCCCCAAAAACGCAGGACUUCCAUGUCUGAGGGGAUCAAGCAGCUCUUGAAAGAUAUGUUAGCUGCUAACCCACAGGAUCGGCCUGAUGCCUUUGAACUUGAAACCAGAAUGGACCAGGUCACAUGUGCUGCUUAAAAUUCAGGGCUGAGCAUCUUGGGUGUUUUUAAAGUAGGUCGAUCCCUCGGGACCCACAGUCUCACCAUGUCUCCUACAGAGGACGGCAGAGGGUACAGGUGGUGGCUUGGCCGGUUGGCGACCUCCCGACAGCUGGAUCUCCGGCAAUGUGAAGCUUUGUUUGGGUUUCUCUUCCCUUCUAGUUUUGCUUAAUUUUUCUUUUCUUUCUUUCUUUCUUUCUUUCUUUUUUGGUUUUUUACUUUUUAAAUUUAAACCAUUGAGACGUCAGAAGAGCAGGAAGCUAUGCUGUGGACAGGCACCAAUUUCUUUAAAGAAAUCUAAUGUGGACAAGGCAUAUGUAUACGUUUCACCUUUAAUUUGUAUGUGGGGUUAGGGAGCUCUUUUUGGUUUUGUCUUUACUUUCCCUCUGUCUUCCUUCUGUACACAUCUCUCAGUUCUGCUUGACACUCACUUUUCCAGAGAAGGCCUGCUCCCCAGAGAGAAUCUGGGGUUUCUCCUGGAACCUGGUGUGAAGACAAGGUGCCUCUGGGCUACCUCCCUGCCAGAUGCAGGAACAGCUAGACUCCUUGUGGGCUGGCCCUGGCUAGUCCCAGGGCCUCAGAAAUAAUCAGAGACGAAGAACCAUCUGGAAGAGGAGGGCCAGGGUUUGGCCAGGAGAACUCAAGAAAGAGGGAUAAACUCCGGGUUGUGUUCUCUUUAAGCUGUUGUAAGCCCCAGGCCACCCAGGACUUGGUGGGAGUCUCUUCCUCUUCUGUCCCUUUAACUGGUAACUUUGAGAGAGAGGUGGCGAGGGCAUCUCCCACUUGCUGGCAGUCGAGCAGCCAUCCCAGUUCUGUGAGCCUACCUUUCUGUUAGGAAAAACUGUCGUGCCAAACUCUGCCUGGGAUGUAGCUGGGUCUUCAGCAGGCACCUGUCGCUGCUGUGAGGUCAGCCCCCACCUGCUGCCUCCUGGGUUGUCCUCCCAGAUCCGUCUGCGGUGUCCAAGUGUCCCAGAGACUGAGUCAGCCUGAGAUCUGGGUGUGAAUAUUGCCAUGAUAAUAGGGUGUCCUGAACUGGCUGCCAUUGUUGUCUCAUCGCAGUAAAGGAUAUGCCCGUGUUUGGACCCAUGGUGUCAUUCAUACACGGUGACGCAUACUGUCAAGCGCCAUUUCCUUCUCCCAGGACUUACGGUUAGGUGCCCACACUAAGUGUAAAUGUGUCUGCUGGGGAGAUAAUGCCCCUGCCCAGAGCAGGGAGGUGUCAUGGCCUGGGUAGACCCUGUGUGGCCGUUGGGGACGCAUUUGUGGACUUGCCACCUUCAUCUUCCCCAGCCGUGGCCUCAAGCCCACACCCCACACCGCCCACGCCUGUCUGUUGUAGCCAUCCUUGCACCCUCCAGCUGUGCUCUGGCAC
Molecule: messenger RNA, 2623 nt
Organism: Carlito syrichta (Philippine tarsier)
Lineage: Eukaryota; Metazoa; Chordata; Mammalia; Primates; Tarsiidae
Gene: STK35
Product: serine/threonine kinase 35
Exons: 3
Coding region: 29-1231 (400 amino acids)
Biological process (GO): peptidyl-serine phosphorylation; positive regulation of autophagy; axon extension
Cellular component (GO): autophagosome; cytoplasm
Molecular function (GO): protein serine/threonine kinase activity; ATP binding
Source: RefSeq, a predicted model, not a curated record